GCAGGGUGGGCGGGCACAGAGUGUCCGAGGAACCUACUGACAUUUCCAGUCUCAGAAUAACUGUUCCCUAAAGCUGAGGUCCAUUCCCGUCCAGCACAGCUCGCGGCCACCCCCUGCCGCCCCACGACCUGCUCAAGCCGCCCCCGGCGCAGCCCAAAGCUGUACUCGGCAUCCCGCGGGGACUCGGUGACGACGCAGUCCCCUGCCCCUCGUGGCCUGCGGGGAGGAAGCAAGUGGACCAUCCAGGGAACCCAGGGCAAGGCACACCCCAGCGCCCAGCGUCCACGACACCGAGCCUCCGAGACGGCUUCCGCAGGACUGGGACCCUAGGGCCCACGGGCGUCUCUAUGGUCCCCGCAGCCUAGAAGGACCGGGACGCGAUUUCCGGGAAAAUGGCGGCGCCCGAGUCAGGCGUGGCACAUGUUUCCGCGGAGAGCACCUCUCGAGGCGGGAUGAUGUCAUUUCUCCUCCUCUGGUGAAAGCCAAGCCUCUUUGCCCACCAUGAGCAUCACCCCAGAGGUCAAGAGUCGUGGGAUGAAGUUUGCUGAGGAGCAGCUGCUAAAGCAUGGAUGGACUCAAGGCAAAGGACUAGGCCGGAAGGAAAAUGGCAUCACCCAGGCCAUCAAGGUGACUCUGAAGCAAGAUACUCAUGGGGUGGGACAUGAUCCUGCCAAGGAGUUCACAAACCACUGGUGGAAUGAGCUUUUCAACAAGACUGCAGCCAACUUGGUAGUAGAAACUGGGCAGGACGGAGUGCAGAUAAGACGCCUUUCCAAGGAGACCACUCAUAAUCGUCCCAAGCCUAACAUGCUGUAUCAGAAGUUCGUGAAGACGGCCACGCUGACUUCAGGUGGAGAGAAGCCAGACAGAAACUUGGAGAGCAGCAGUGAUGACGACAGCCAGGGGCCCAGACCCCCAAAGAUCCUGACUGAUGAGAUGCUGCUCCAGGCCUGCGAGGGGCGAACAGCACACAAGGCUGCGCGUCUUGGGAUCACAAUGAAGGCCAAGCUUGCUCGGCUAGAGGCCCAGGAGCAGGCCUUCCUGGCUCAUCUUAAAGGCCAGGUCUCUGAGGCCUCUCAGCCACAGUCUGAAAGCCAGCCUCCCAACCCCCCCAAAAAGAAAAGGAAACAGAAAGAGCCUAGAGCAACUGAGCAGAGUGUGGAUGAGGAGCACCCAGAACACACUGAGCACAGCACCAGGAAAAGCAAAAAGAAGAAAAGACGACAUCAAGAAGAAGAGGUCUCAGAUGAGAGAGGGAGUGGAGAGGACGAGGCCGCGGGGCCCAGUGGGCUCGAAGAACCCGGGAGCAGAGAGCAAGCCCGUCAGUCUCUUAAGAAAAGGAAGAAGAAGAGGAGGCAGCACCGUGAAGGGGAGGAGGGAGAGGAAGAGACGGGGGUGUUGGGUGGAGAAGGAAGAGGGAAGGAUCCUGCAAGUGGUGUCGGGAGAAAGGAGGUGACGAGCAGAGCGCACAGGGACCCCUGCCGCAGAGACAAGAAAAAGAAAAAGCAGCAGUGGCAUGAGGAGGACUUGAGCGUGGCUGAUGGGGAUGGGGGGGAGACUGCUCCAGAGGGUGCAGCCAGGGAAGCAGGUAGCUCGCCCUGCGGUAACAGAAGCAAGAAGAAGAGACAGCAGUGCAGGAAAGAGGAGGAGGUCUCGGAGGUAAGCUGUGAGGGUGACAAUGACAGGACUGAGGAAAUAGAGAACAGAGGUAAGAAGAGGAGGAGGCAACAACUCAGGGAGGAGAGAAGGCGAGUCAGCACUGACCAGAGCACCACAAAGAAGAAACAGAAGAAGAGAGACUGAAGGCCUCUCAAGCUGGAGUCAGUUCCUUUUCAGCUGUAGCCUCCGAGACCAUGGUCAGCAUCCUACAGGAGGAACCCCUCCCAAAGAGGAAACUGAGCUCAGGGACAACAGUCUCCUGCUGGAGACAAGUGCUGCGUCUUAGUCAAGGGAGUGGACGUGGUCUCUCCUACUCUCCCUGCAGCCUCCAACCCAGAGACAUGAACUCAAGUGCCUCCUGGAGCCAGGCAGCUAAGGAACAAGGUAGACAGGGGCAGUGGGAACAGGAAUAUAGACAGGCGCAUCCCUACCAAAAUACGCCAAAAUGCAGACUUAUGGGAAAGGUCUUGGCUUUUAAAUAUCAUGAAGGCUAAGAAAAACACAAAUUUGGGGUUAUGGGCUAUAUUCAGCUCAUAGGUUGCUUGUUUCUAACACUAUACCAAUUGAUUAUAAAUAAAUAUGAACUUGAGCUCCCAGCCUACAGGUACAUACAAA
Messenger RNA from Marmota monax (woodchuck), 2274 nucleotides. RefSeq names its product G patch domain-containing protein 4. The record is from RefSeq and is a predicted model, not a curated record. The transcript is spliced from 8 exons. Gene Ontology annotation, biological process: regulation of ribosome biogenesis. Lineage: Eukaryota; Metazoa; Chordata; Mammalia; Rodentia; Sciuridae. The coding region runs from base 502 to 1803 and encodes 433 amino acids. Gene Ontology annotation, cellular component: nucleolus. Gene Ontology annotation, molecular function: nucleic acid binding.